AUGGAGUAUGUCCUUGUCUCUCUACUGCCUUCUUCCGCGCCGCGCCACGAGCGCCAAAAAAAUCCCCUUUCUUGUUUCGGUGUCCCAGGGAGCGAGUGGCCCAUGCUAGGUCUAGGUGAUGAGGAUGUGGCCGGGGCUGGAUUCAAAGGAUUUUACCCGAUUGUCGCGUUGCAGAUGAUGGAUUUGCAUACACUGGCGGUGAAGUUUCGUCAUGAAAAUGAUAUCCGGUGUUCGAGUGAUCGGUGGGGUGCAUCAUUACGAGGGUGA
Messenger RNA from Penicillium psychrosexuale, 267 nucleotides. RefSeq lists its product as uncharacterized. The record is from RefSeq and is a predicted model, not a curated record. NCBI's taxonomy places the organism in Eukaryota, Fungi, Ascomycota, Eurotiomycetes, Eurotiales, Aspergillaceae. The transcript is spliced from 3 exons. Bases 1 to 267 code for a protein of 88 amino acids.